Thlaspi arvense is the source of this 882-nucleotide messenger RNA. Lineage: Eukaryota; Viridiplantae; Streptophyta; Magnoliopsida; Brassicales; Brassicaceae. The record is from the annotation of a GenBank genome assembly.
AUAGCAAACCCGGUUGGACCGACCGUACCGUCCGUGAGCCAAAACAAAAUUUCCGGUUCAGUACCGAAUUGCAAAGUCUUUGUCUGCAAAAUGUCUCUGCGGAAGCCUCAGACCCCUCGCCUUCUUCUCCAAAACGUCUCUUGUAUGAGAAACGCGCAGCAGAUUCUAAGACACGUGAACGUAUCUCUCCACGACGGUGGCGCACUUGUCUUAACCGGAACCAACGGAUCCGGCAAAUCAACCUUCUUGAGAAUGUUGGCCGGAUUCUCAAAGCCCUCCGCGGGAGAGAUCCUCUGGAACGGUCACGACAUCACCAAGUCAGGGAUCUUCCAGCAGUACAAACUCCAGCUCAACUGGAUCUCUCUGAAAGACGCCAUCAAGGAGAGGUUCACUGUACUCGACAAUGUCCAGUGGUUCGAGCUCCUGGAGAACAAAAUCGGCAAGGCUCAACCGGCGUUGGAGCUUAUGGGUUUAGGGAGGCUGGUGAAGGAGAAGUCGAGGAUGUUGUCGAUGGGUCAGAGGAAAAGGCUGCAGCUUGCGAGGCUGCUCGCUAUCGAUAGACCGAUUUGGCUUUUGGACGAACCGUCUGUUGCCUUGGAUGACGAAGGAGUUAGGUUGCUUGAGUAUGUUAUUGCGGAGCAUAGGAAGAAAGGAGGGAUUGUGAUUGUUGCGACUCAUCUUCCCAUUGAGAUUGAAGAUGCUACGAUCUUGAGGCUUCCUCCUAGGUUCCCGAGGAAAAUGACUUUGAUUGAUAUGCUUGAUCGUGCAGACAUUUCUUAGUGGAAUAGAAUCAAAGAGAUUAGGUUUGGUAUUGUUUUAUUUUGUACUUGUGUAAUGGAAUGUUUAGUGGUUAUUGUCAAGCAAAUUUAGUUAAAGUAUUUG